AUGGUUGAGGCUUGCAUGAACAAUGACCUAGUGACAGAUGGGAUAGUACUGAAAAGAAAUAGGAAAACCCAAACAGACCCUGUGGAAAAUGGGAAUUCUUCAGGAAGCUUGGAUGACUCCACUUCAACGGCAGACAACACAAAGGAGCCAGUAGCUUCAACAAGCUCAGAGGGACCCCAGCCACAAGAGAGGACAGUCAUACUUCUCUCUCCCCCCCAAGAGGAGUCGCUAGACACCCAGUCUGAGGAGGACCAAGGAGCACCAGAAUGUGAAGAGAUACAAACCCCCCCACAAGAAGAGAGGAAUCCCAUAGCUGCACAGAGGCAUGAGGCAUCUUCUCCAACCCAAGAAGAGGAAGAGGAAGACCCCACAAGUUCCACUCCUCUCCCCACCCCCCCUCCCCCUGCUCUCAAGAGAGCAGGCUCAACCCCCCAGAAGGAACAAUGGAGAGGAUUUUUUCCCACCCCCAAGGCCACAGAGGGAAAGAUUCAGACAAAGAGAAACUCCAACGAUCCACAGGGGACAAGAAGCAUAUCGAUACCAGGACACAACUUGGCAAAGGAACCACAGAACCUGGCAAGAACCCCAAAGGAGAAGACCCCCCUCCCCCACACCCGUACCCAAGGAGUACAUACAGAAACAACAUGUGGCCAACAGAGGAGCGACAACAUACCCCCAGGAACCCCCAAUGGAACUGGCAACCACAGAGAAACCAGGGACAUUGGCAACCCAGGAGGGAACAGAGACAGUGGCACCCCAGGACCCAGAGGAACUGGCACCCCAGAGACACCCACAGAGGAUGGCAUCAACAAAGACAAGAAAACACCCCAUGGGCCCAAGGAACAGCAGGAGAAAGGCAGUGGCCAGAAGAAACGAGAGGUUACUGGGGAUGGAACUAAUUGUCACUGA
Messenger RNA from Penaeus vannamei (Pacific white shrimp), 909 nucleotides. The record is from RefSeq and is a predicted model, not a curated record. Lineage: Eukaryota; Metazoa; Arthropoda; Malacostraca; Decapoda; Penaeidae.